CAGCCUCCCGCCCGCGCACAACUCCUCUCUGCUCUGCACCAGAAAGGAGUAGUCUUAUUUCUCCCUCUCUUUCACAUCCUUGCUCUCUCUCUAUCAGUUAGUGUGUGUACUCAGAAUGAGGUUAGCAGCACCGGUAGCACCAGCAGCAGCACUAGAUAGAGACAGCAGAGGCACAGUUACUGCAGCAGCCAGGAGAGGCUGUCCUUCAGUCGUGCAACAUCUACCGCUGCAUUCACCCUUGUCCUGAGAACGCAACGCUCAUUCCUGUGCUCUCUUUUUUUGUCUCUCCCUGCUCCUCCUUCACCAUCCUCUCUGAAUUCAUCUAAUGAAUUCAUUCCCCUCUCUCUCUAUCUCUCUUUCUCUGUAGCAGUGAUGGGGAAGACCACCAUGUAGAGACAGAGAGGCAGCGGAGGCAAGAGCAGAAUAGCAGUAAUGGGAAGCCACACAUGGAGUGGGUCUGGACUGCAGCCGUGGUGAGCCUGAGACCAACAGGACUUGAAACCACCAUCAUUGCCCUUCUCAGGACCUAACCACUGGGGCUGUCCAACGCUUACCUGGAUGCUCCCCACUUGUGAUUUGAUAUCCCCUCUUUCCCCCAUGCUCUGUUGCUCUCGUUCCUCCUCCUCUGUUUCUUCUCUUGGGUAAUUUUUGGUCUGCUGAAAUCUGUUUCUCCUGAAACAGAAGCUAUUCAUCAAUUUAUCCCCUUGGAUUUUUUUCCCUUUUUAAUCUCUUUAAUUGCAUACUUUACCCACAAGAAGUAUUCUUUAUAACCCUUUUAACUCAUUGUUGCCUGCUUGAAACCAAUUAAGGAUUUUUUUAUUUAUUUUUAUUUUUUGGAUGAGACUGACCUCUAUUGUGCAAGCUUUUUGUUCUAGAAGCAAUAACAAAGACUAAUCUAACUGACCUGACUAGCUGACAUCAUGGGGGACAUGUCCAACAGCGAUUUUUAUGCCAAGAACCAAAGAAACGAGGGCAACCAUGCAGCAGGCUUCGGCUGCUCGCUCAUGGAUCUGCGCUCGUUGAUGGAGCUGCGUGGCACAGAGGCGGUGGUCAAGCUCCAAGAGGACUACGGGGGAGUAGAGGGACUGUGCAAACGACUGAAAACCUCACCCACUGAAGGUCUUGCAGAUGUUCAAACUGACCUGGACAAGAGAAAAGAAAUAUUUGGAAGAAACCUGAUACCUCCAAAAAAGCCAAAAACCUUCCUACAGCUGGUAUGGGAGGCCCUGCAAGACGUCACCCUCAUCAUCCUGGAGAUUGCUGCCCUCAUCUCUUUGGGCCUCUCCUUCUACCAUCCUCCUGGAGAGAGCGGCGGAGAGUCGUGUGCUACGGCAGCAGGCGGAGUGGAAGAUGAAGGUGAGGCAGAUGCUGGCUGGAUUGAAGGUGCUGCCAUCCUAUUGUCUGUGGUGUGUGUGGUGCUGGUGACAGCCUUCAACGACUGGUCGAAGGAGAAGCAGUUCCGGGGGCUGCAGAGCCGCAUCGAGCAGGAACAGAAAUUCCAGGUGGUCCGCGGUAGCCAGGUCAUACAGCUGCCUGUGGCGGAUAUAGUAGUAGGAGACAUCGCACAGGUCAAAUACGGUGAUCUGCUUCCUGCUGAUGGAGUGUUGAUCCAGGGUAACGACCUGAAGAUUGAUGAGUCAUCACUGACUGGAGAGUCUGACCACGUCAAGAAGUGUGCAGACAAAGACCCCAUGCUGUUGUCUGGAACCCAUGUGAUGGAGGGGUCAGGGCGUAUGGUGGUGACUGCUGUUGGUGUCAACUCUCAGACUGGAAUCAUCUUCACUCUACUGGGGGCUGGUGUAGAGGAAGAGGAAAAGAAAGAAAAGAAAGGAGGGGCUGUGGAGGAUGGACACCAAAACACAGAUUGCUCCCAUCCCCCUAUCCACCCCAUUGCAACUAUAGCCACGGAUGGGGCUGCAGGCAUUAAUGCCCCUGGCAGUGCCAGCCUAAUUAAUGGUAAAAUGCAAGAUGGCAAUAUGGAGAGCAACCAGAUUAAAGUGAAGAAGCAGGAUGGAGCAGCUGCCAUGGAAAUGCAGCCUCUGAAGAGUGCUGAAGGUGGAGAGGCCGAUGAGAAGGAGAGGAAGAAAGUGUCAGCUCCAAAGAAAGAGAAGUCUGUGCUGCAAGGGAAGCUGACCAAACUGGCUGUCCAGAUUGGCAAAGCAGGUUUGCUCAUGUCGGCCAUUACAGUCAUCAUCCUGGUCCUGUAUUUUGCCAUUGACAACUUUGUGAUGAAGAAGCACCCUUGGAUGCCAGAGUGUACUCCUAUCUACAUCCAGUACUUUGUCAAGUUCUUCAUCAUUGGUGUGACUGUGUUGGUAGUGGCUGUGCCAGAGGGGCUGCCGCUCGCUGUAACCAUCUCCCUGGCAUACUCUGUCAAGAAAAUGAUGAAAGACAACAACCUUGUGCGUCACCUGGAUGCAUGUGAGACAAUGGGCAAUGCCACAGCCAUCUGCUCUGACAAGACAGGCACGCUAACCACCAACCGCAUGACAGCAGUGCAGUGUUACGUCGGAGAUGUGCACUACAAAGAAAUUCCAGAUCCUACAGUACUACCACCCAAAUCACUGGACUUGCUGAUCAAUGCUAUCUCUAUCAACAGUGCAUAUACUACAAAGAUACUGCCUCCAGAUAAAGAAGGUGGGCUACCGAAACAGGUGGGCAACAAGACUGAGUGCGGCCUGCUGGGAUUGGUUAUAGACCUGAAACGGGAUUACCAGCCAAUAAGAAACCAGAUGCCUGAGGAGAAGCUUUACAAAGUCUACACCUUCAACUCCGUCAGGAAAUCCAUGAGUACUGUCAUCAAACUUCCUGAUGGGAGCUUCCGUAUGUACAGCAAGGGAGCCUCUGAGAUUGUACUCAAAAAAUGCAGCCACAUACUGAAUGAAGUGGGUGAGUCAAGGGUAUUCCGUCCACGAGACAAGGACGAGAUGGUGAAGAAGGUGAUUGAGCCCAUGGCUUGUGAUGGUCUGAGGACCAUCUGUGUGGGGUACCGUGACUUUCCCAGUAAUCCUGAGCCCAACUGGGAUGAUGAGAACAACAUCCUCAAUGACCUCACAGCCAUCUGUGUUGUUGGAAUAGAGGAUCCUGUGAGACCAGAGGUGCCUGAUGCCAUUCAGAAGUGCCAGCGUGCAGGCAUCACAGUGCGCAUGGUGACAGGAGACAAUAUCAACACGGCCAGGGCCAUAGCCGUUAAGUGUGGCAUCAUCCGUCCAGGAGAGGAUUUCCUCUGCAUUGAUGGCAAAGAAUUCAACAGGAGGAUCCGCAAUGAGAAAGGAGAGGUCGAACAGGAGCGUAUUGAUAAGGUAUGGCCUAAACUCAGAGUCCUGGCCAGAUCAUCCCCAACUGACAAACACACACUUGUCAAAGGCAUUAUUGACAGCACUAUGGCAGACCAGAGGCAGGUGGUGGCAGUGACAGGAGAUGGCACCAAUGAUGGACCUGCUCUAAAGAAAGCAGAUGUCGGGUUUGCCAUGGGCAUAGCUGGUACGGAUGUGGCCAAGGAGGCGUCAGAUAUCAUUCUUACUGAUGACAACUUCAGCAGCAUUGUGAAAGCAGUUAUGUGGGGCCGAAACGUCUACGACAGUAUAUCCAAAUUUCUUCAGUUCCAGCUUACUGUCAAUGUUGUAGCUGUCAUAGUGGCUUUCACUGGAGCCUGCAUCACACAGGACUCACCGCUAAAAGCAGUGCAGAUGUUGUGGGUGAAUCUGAUCAUGGAUACCUUUGCGUCUCUGGCCCUGGCGACAGAACCUCCAACAGAGUCACUGCUGAAGAGGAAGCCGUAUGGUCGCAAUAAGCCUCUUAUUUCCAGCACUAUGACAAAGAACAUCUUAGGACAUGGAGUCUAUCAGCUAAUCAUCAUCUUCACACUUCUAUUUGUUGGUGAGCAAAUAUUUGACAUUGACAGUGGCCGCAAUGCUCCUCUUCACUCUCCUCCAUCUGAGCACUACACCAUCAUCUUCAACACCUUCGUCAUGAUGCAGCUGUUUAAUGAGAUAAAUGCCCGUAAAAUACAUGGAGAGAGGAAUGUCUUUGAUGGUAUUUUCAGGAACCCUAUCUUCUGUUCCAUUGUUUUUGGAACAUUUGCUGUACAGAUUGUGAUUGUGCAGUUUGGAGGGAAGCCUUUCAGCUGUCAACCUCUGAACCUGGAAAAGUGGAUGUGGUGUGUUUUCCUUGGGCUGGGAGAGCUUGUCUGGGGACAGGUAAUAGCCACUAUACCAAACAGCAGGCUGCGCUUCCUGCGGAGGGCGGGACAAUUAACUCAGAAAGACGAGUUACCCGAAGAGGAUGUAAAUGAAGAAAAUGAGGAGAUCGACCAUGCAGAAAGGGAGCUGAGAAGGGGGCAAAUCCUGUGGUUCAGAGGGCUCAACCGUAUCCAGACUCAGAUUGAAGUAGUCAACACCUUCAAGAGCGGCACCUCCUUUCAGGGGGCAGGGGCUCUGAGACGCCAGUCAUCCACCACCAGCCAGACCCAGGAUAUCCGAGUUGUGAAUGCAUUCCGUAGCUCCCUCUAUGAAGGCUUGGAAAAACCAGACUCCAGAACGUCAAUCCACAACUUCAUGACACACCCCGAGUUUAGGAUAGAGGACUCCACACCCAACAUCCCCCUCAUUGAUGACACAGACGAUGAUUCUGCCCGGAGGAGGAGGAAGUAUUCCAGCCAGCCCUCGUCUCCUAACAAGAACAACAACGCCAUUGACAGUGGGAUCAAUCUCACCAUCGACAUCAGUAAAUCCGCCGCUUCCUCCAGCCCCGCCAGCCCUCUGCACAGCUUGGAGACCAGCCUCUAACCCCGAUACUAAUCUCAGCUCUAACCUCGCAGUUCAGUGGCACCUCGGCAAGUUCCUCCAGACUUUUACCGUUCCUGAAACCUUGUCUGCCCAAAAUUUUACCCAGUUUUCACUUCAGUCCUUUUCCCUCACCCUGGAGCAUAAUUUACCAUCAACACAGGGCCGGUCCUGUAAAAAAAGACAAAAAAAAAAAAAAAGAACAAAGCCCAUCUCCAUUUCGUGAGCCCAUGAAGCUCUUGUCUCCUUUCAAAUUGGAGCGAUUAUUAGUGUAAUGGCAAGCAUAAAAUAAAAAACAAAACAACAUACAAUCAAAAAAGCGCAACAAAACCUACACAGCCAUCCUGCUUUUGUGGUUGUAUGUGUAUGGUGCCAGCCAUGGUGGUGUGUAUGGCUAUACGCUUGUACUGGUUAGCAUGUACUGUAUAAGCGAUCGGCUGAUGUAUGAACUGUCUGCAGUGGCACCAGGAGGAGGACGAUGAGGAGGGAGACUACUGACGAAUAUAAACCGCAAAACAGGACCGACUUUAAACUCCUUAAACUCCUUCCCUUCAACAAUAACAUUGUUAAUACAGUAAUAGUUUAAAUUAAAUUGAAAACUGUUAUUAUUCUGAUUCUGAUUAUUAUUGUUAUUAUUCUUAUUGCUCCUGCAUGAAUGUACAUUACCCAAGUUUUAUUUAAAAGGGUUAUAAUUUUAUUGGAGUUCUUUGGUUCUGAUGGGCUGGGCCUCACAGUGGACUGCAUAUUUAAAGACAGUUUUUCUGAGUUCCUGGCCUGCAAAGGCCUCCUCUUUUGUGUGGCAUGAACAUGUUCCAGACUGUAAAAAUUUAUUUCAUCCAUAAACAGAAAUGUGUAUUGAGGUGGUAGGGCUCAACUUGCACAGUAGUUUUGCACCUGUUGAAAAAGAGGAAAGCAAAAUAAUAAUAAUUAUAACGAUAAUAAUAAUAAUGAUAGCAUUUAUGGGAUAUAUUCUAUACAUAUAAAUUCAUAAAAUUAUAUUUAGAGAGAUUUUAUCUUUGUUGGUUGGCAUGUUGCCUUGUUCCUGCUUCAAUGGCUCGAAUUACUUUGACUUAUUUAUGUCUUAAAAAGAAUGUAAUUGUUUACAACCUUGUAGAGAUAAACUUCCAGGUUUCUAAAAGGAGGCAGGUGAAGUUGGAGCUCAGAGUUCUGUGGUGUGUUAUUACUGAAAAACCAUGUGCUGGAAUUUGCCUGCUAUAUUGUCAAAUAAUGUAGAUAUUUUUAGAGGAUUAACAUCAAAAAGAAACCAAAAUAUAAUGGAAUGAAUAGUACAUGUGGAAUCUUAGUAUUACUCUAUAUGAUUGUUGGGAUCAAGUAGGAGCAGCUUGCCUUUGGUUUUUCUAACGGAGGCCUCCUUUUUGUGGGCCUCCUGUUUUCCGACUACUUCUUGUUUUUGUUUUUUUUGUUUGUUUUUUAAUUAUAUUCAGAUAUUGCUGUGCUUACACUCUGAUCUGGGGUCAGAGCUUGAGUGAAAGGCUGAUAACAGGACAUUUUUAUUCAACUUUCGUCCAAAUUAACCUGCUUGUUCAAAGACUUGUUUUAAAGAUAUGCGUGACCAUCGAAAGGCUACAAUUGAGUCAUAUUGGAAACUUGCAAAGUUUUGGUUGGCUUACCCGCAUGCAAGAAAAUAAGACAUUUUUUCAUUAACACUUGGAAUAUAUUAUGCUGUUUAUUUAUUUUAUUUUAUUUAUUUUUUUUGCUUCAUUUCAAUUUAUUUUGUUUUUUCCUUUAACGAGAGAGAGAGAGAGAAAGAAAGAGAGAGUGCGCCCCACAACACUGGUGGAAUUUUUAACAUCCCCC
Melanotaenia boesemani (Boeseman's rainbowfish) is the source of this 6602-nucleotide messenger RNA. RefSeq names its product ATPase plasma membrane Ca2+ transporting 2 (gene atp2b2). Gene Ontology annotation, biological process: calcium ion transmembrane transport; regulation of cytosolic calcium ion concentration. The transcript has 23 exons. Gene Ontology annotation, molecular function: ATP hydrolysis activity; P-type calcium transporter activity; ATP binding. The coding region runs from base 921 to 4787 and encodes 1288 amino acids. Gene Ontology annotation, cellular component: postsynaptic density membrane; intracellular membrane-bounded organelle. The record is from RefSeq and is a predicted model, not a curated record. NCBI's taxonomy places the organism in Eukaryota, Metazoa, Chordata, Actinopteri, Atheriniformes, Melanotaeniidae.